Molecule: messenger RNA, 1827 nt
Organism: Peniophora sp. CBMAI 1063
Lineage: Eukaryota; Fungi; Basidiomycota; Agaricomycetes; Russulales; Peniophoraceae
Source: the annotation of a GenBank genome assembly
AUGAGCGACCGCAAGCGUCCGCUUCCGGCGGAUAAUGCGGGACCAUCCCACAAGAAGCCUAAGAAUGACGCUACUCCCUCCAAUGGCGCUUCAGGAUCGUCCGGCCCGUCUCCAGCGGAUAUCAUAGCGCAGAAGAAGGCCGAGAUCGCCGCAAAGCUCGCAGCGUUCAAGAGAAAUGCCGCUCCUGGUGGCGCUUCUAUAUCUGCAGGACCGACCGCUUCAUCCAGUGCAGCAUCUGGCAGUGGCAGUAGCCCAUCUGACAUGGCCGCUCGUAUCGCCGAGGCCAAGCGAAAGGUCGCCGCGGCGCAGAGUAAAGUCGGCGCGACCGGUGGGAACCCAUACAUGGCUGCCGUCCAGAACAGAAAUAAUAGCCGCACUCCUACGGCUGAGCCAGCACCUCAUGGCUCUGGCUUGAACAUGGCCGCUCACCCGCUUCUUCUCGAUACCUCGACCCCGGCGCCUCAGUCUAAGAAAGACCGUUACAAGCCCAUGCAGCCCAAGUUUGCCAGUAUCAGGGCGAACGCGCGCAACGCUCCUACUCCGCCACCUCAGACCGUCACCCCGGUCCCUAUCGUCGUCAAGGAUAACCCUUACGCGCAAGCUGCCGCCGAGGCCGCUCAAGAAUCAAAGGAGUUCGAAGGUGCACCUCGCGAACGCGUUGGUCGUUCCAUCCGCUUCAACCCGAAGGGCAAGUUCAUCGCUCAAGCCGCCGAAAUCCGUCGUGAGCAGCAGCUCGAGGACCUUAAGCGUCGUAUUGCCGACUCAGCAAAGAAGGCUGGUCUCGAUAGCGAGUUCGACACGCUUGAGAAGAAGCUCAAGCGGGAGCCACCGCCAAGGGCCGAGUGGUGGGAUGAGGCGCUCUUGCCGACGAAGAACUACGAGGAUAUCGAUAACUUCCACCCGAGCGCUCUGAACAUCCGGAAGGAGGGCAGCCCGAUUACACUUUACGUGCAACAUCCCAUCCCGAUUCCUGCGCCUGGAGACAAGAACAAGCCGACGCUCAAGCCUCUCAUGUUGACCAAGAAGGAAAUGAAGAAGCUUAGGAAGAGGAGACGCCAGGAGGAGCUUCAAGAUAAGCGUGACCGUAUCCGGAUGGGUCUGCUUGCACCGGAUGCGCCGAAAGUCCGUCUGGUGAACAUGAUGAAGGUCCUCACGUCCGACGCGGUGCAAGAUCCGACACGUGUUGAAGCCAAGGUCCUCCGCGAAGUUGCCAUGCGCCGCCAUAACCACGACAAGAUGAACACCGAGCGCAAGCUCACAGACGAACAGCGUCGCGAGAAGGUCGAAGAGAAGAAAGUCAACGAGGAGAAGAAGGGUCUGCACGGCGCGAUCUUCAAGGUGAAGAUUCUCACCGAUCCAGCACACCGCUUCAAAGUCCGCAAGAACGCCGAACAGAUGAACCUCACGGGUGUCCUCAUCCAGAACCCAGCCUUCAGCAUGGUCUUCAUCGAAGGCGCCGCGAAAUUCGUACGGAACUACAAGCGGCUUAUGCUCAACCGUAUCGCAUGGACCGAAGCUGCUCGCGCCCGUGGCGCAGAAGACGUCGAGCUCGACACCGAGGACGGUGCAGGCGCGUCGAUCAGCAAGGAAGCGACCCCCGCUGGAGGUGCCGAAGGCGAGGGAGAGGGAGAGAAGCCGGUCAGUCUCGAGGACAAUCGAUGCGAUCUAGUGUGGGAGGGCCCUAUUCGCGAAAGGACGUUCGCGACUUUCAGACCCAAGUUGGCGCCGACGGAUAAUGCGGCGAGGGAGAUUCUGGGACAGAAGCUGGCUGGGUAUUGGGAUAUGACGAAGAACUUUAAGCCGGAGGAUGAGACGCUGGGGCUCUAG